GUUCGCCAGCCGCUCGGGGCUUCACAUCCGCUACAACACUGCGAUCUGGGACGUGCGUCGGCAGGCGGGCACGCGCGGGAGCCCCGGCUGGGUCUUCUCCAUGCGUGACCAGCACAACCAGGAGUUCGUCUGCAGGUACGUGGUGGUGGCGACCGGCCUGGGCGUCCCCAACUCGCCGUCCUUCCCCGGCUCGGAGCUCGUCGAAGGAUACGAGGACGUCUCGACGGACCCACGCGUCUUCGAGGGCAAAAAUGUCCUCAUCCUUGGCAGAGGCAAUGCCGCCUUUGAGACGGCUGACGCCAUCUACGGUAGCACCAACAUGGUCCACAUGGUGUCCCGCUCCCGGGCGAGGCUCUCGUGGAACACGCAUUACGUGGGAGACCUCAGGGCCAUCAACAAUGGGCUCCUGGACACGUACCAACUGAAGUCCCUGGACGGCUUGCUGGAGGCGGGCGUGGAGGACAUGGCGCUCGAGCGACGCGCCGGCCGCAUCCACGUACAGUUCCCGUGGGAGGAGAUCCCGACCGAGAACGACUUCGACAACUUCUCGCUACGCGAAGGUUACGACUACGUCAUCCGCUGCCUCGGUUUCAAGUUUGACUUCUCCAUUUUCAACAACUCGUCCAUGCCGAGCAAAUCGACCAAGAAGACCAAGUACCCGGCUAUCAAGUUCUCGUACGAAGCCGACCGCAUCCCGGGCCUCUACUUCGCCGGGACGGUCGCGCACUCGCUCGAUUACCGGAAGUCGGCCGGGGGAUUCAUCCACGGAUUUCGAUACACUGUGCGCGUGUUGCAUCGGCUGCUGGAGUGGCGACACGAAGGUCAGCGGUGGCCCGUGACCUCUUACUCGACCCGUGACCUUCUCAACGUCCUCGUCAAACGAAUCAACGAGGCGUCGGCGCCAUACCAGAUGUUCGGAGAACUAGCUGACGUCAUCCUCCUGAGAGACGGCGGCCGGAGGUUCGAGUUCUUGGAGGACUUCCCGGUGCACCUGCUGGCGCGCCUGGAAGCAGUGACGGGGCGCGAGGCCGGGCCGCUGGUCGUGGUCCUCAUGGAGUACGGCCCGGACUUCUCGGGGCCGGACAAGGACACCUUCCGCGUGGACCGGGCCACAGGGGACCCCCUGGAGGCGCACCGCUCCAACUUUCUCCACCCUGUCUUCUACUACUACAGGAAACUCCCAACAGAAUCGGAAAUGCUGCACAAAAUGGGCAAGUCGGCGCUGCCGAAGCCGGAGCGUGUACACCACGUGCUCGAGGACUUCCUGACGGUGUGGACGGCGCAGCAGAGCCACAUCCUGCCUCUGCGUCGUUUCCUUGAGUAUGUCACCGGCAGAGACCUUCGUCAUCACAAUGCACAUGCGUGUCUUUCCCACUCCUUCACCAACGGCCGCCCACCGCCUCUGUGUCCCCACGGGGGCAGCGUGGGGGGUUGGGCCAUCCAUCCUGUCGCGCCCACGCCCACAGGCCAGCCCCAGGGCGUCCCCAGGCCAGCGCGCCCCGCCAACUACACGCUGUGGAGCCGGCCCUCGGUGCGCGCCACGCCGCCCGCGCCGCUCGCCACUGCUGCCACGUCGUGAGCGCCCGGCCUCCAGCCGAGCCCGGCCCCUCCGGUACCUCACGUUGCAUGUACAUACAAAUAAACUCAGUGAGUUCAGCAUUCUCGAUAACUAACGAACUGACAAAGACGACUUUCAAUGGACUCCAAAGUAUCUCUGAUUUUUCUCAGAGCAGAUUCACACAAACGCAUCAGUCUAUGCGUACGCAUACAUUCACAUGUGCAUGGGUAUUUGUAUACAAUGUACGAAAAAAACCAUCGAUUAUAAGAAUAAGCAGAAAAAUGUUUCGGUGACCUGUAACCUUCAGGGAAAUGACCAGAGGCUGUCACGAAAGCCAUCGUUUCUCAUAGAAAGCAGACUUACGAACCUGAAAUUAGGGAAGUAGAUGCCUUACUUACCUCUAGUUCUCUUUCCUGACGACUGACGCUAAUGCACGGUCUGUUAUGAGAGUCUCCCAAACGUUACAUUUUGUUUUGUCUUCCAGACUUCAUUUGUAAUACGUCGUGCAAUAUUUACAGAAUACGUUACACAAUAAUAGCCUUUCAUUUUACAAUUGAAAAAGACACUGCCUGAUAGCAAAUAAUACUUAGGAAAAGAAAGAAUUGUCAUGAAAUAUAUAAAAUGCAUUUCCUGUGCUUUUGAAAGAGACAAGGUCCAUGUGUACAUGUGUACAAAUAUGUUAAAUUCAGGCUAAAUUUUACCAUAGACACAAAGGCUACACAGUACAUUGUAUCUUAAAAUCAAACAUGUGUAUCGUUUCCCGUUGUAGGAUAGUAUUCGAAACAGAAUUCCGUUCUUUUCUAUUAUAUUCUAUAUUGCCAGUAAGGUGUCUAUCUGUAUUUCGUUUCUGUGUUCAAGCGUUAUAAUAUGCCUUCCUCUUCGGAUAUCUGCUGAUGGUAAAUGUUUUCCUGUUUUCCAGGAAAUAUGUGAAUAUGCACUCAAACACAAACCAACAUAGAUACACACAGUCUCGCACAUACACCUGUAUGCUCACGCUCGCACACACAAACGCGCAAACGCAUACAUAUACACACCAUUAAAUUUGCCUUGAUUUAUCUCCCUUCACACUUAGGACUUUAAUUGGGAAAUCAGUCGAAAAAACACUAUCGUUUCCCCUUACAUAAACUAGUAUGGAAAAUCGACGAAGUAUUGUGGAAUAACGAUGCAAGCCUGUCGGCACCGUAAUCCUAUGAAUGUAGGUUUUGCGAUAUAGUAACAUUAUUGUGUAUUUGCUGAGUCAUUAAACAUUGUUAAACGUAUGUUUGAUUACUUGUAUACGAAAUAAAAAAAAAUGAUAUAAUAAUUACGAAGGGCAACAAAUGUGCAGUCUAAAAAAAGGCGCGAAAAUAAAGAACAUCGCAGCUAAUAUUAGAGUGUGGUGAUUAAAAGGAAAAUAAUA
Messenger RNA from Penaeus chinensis, 2957 nucleotides. Its product is annotated as FAD-dependent oxidoreductase domain-containing protein 2-like. Lineage: Eukaryota; Metazoa; Arthropoda; Malacostraca; Decapoda; Penaeidae. The transcript has 9 exons. The record is from RefSeq and is a predicted model, not a curated record. Gene Ontology annotation, molecular function: flavin adenine dinucleotide binding; monooxygenase activity. Bases 101 to 1579 code for a protein of 492 amino acids.